AUGGUAUUUUAUCGCGACAUUAGAUUUGAAAAUCAAACAUCAAAAAUACCAUUUCGAGAUCAUAAUUUCUCUAUUACAAUUGAGACAUCAGCCAUUAGUCCGAAUCAGCAACCGAUGCUAUUAGCAUCACUUUUUUUUAAUGAUCUUAAUGAUCAACGAGCAAGCCAAUUUCCUGCAAACAUUCGUUGUAAAGAUGAAACAAACAACAAAUAUCUACCAAACGGAAUGAGCUUUCAACUUUUGUUCCCUAACAAAUACGCGGUUUAUUUUGAUGAUGAAACACGCAAACUCUGCUCAUUCACCUCUACAAUAACUAAUGGUGUAAAUGCUUAUAAAAUUCUUAAAUUUGAUUCAAGGAAUGAAAAUAACAUGGACUUGAGCUG
This is a messenger RNA of Dentiscutata erythropus, 383 nucleotides long. NCBI's taxonomy places the organism in Eukaryota, Fungi, Glomeromycota, Glomeromycetes, Diversisporales, Gigasporaceae. The record is from the annotation of a GenBank genome assembly.